Messenger RNA from Thecamonas trahens ATCC 50062, 5330 nucleotides. RefSeq lists its product as uncharacterized. The transcript has a single exon. Lineage: Eukaryota; Apusomonadida; Apusomonadidae. The record is from RefSeq and is a predicted model, not a curated record. Bases 1 to 5310 code for a protein of 1769 amino acids.
AUGGAUCUUCUGGUUGCCAUCUCGGACGAUCAUCAAGUUGUGUACUUUCGUGACAUUGCUGUCACCGCCUCUCCGCUUUCGGUCCUUGUCACCGAUGCACUCGGAAAACCUCGAGCUGUUGCCGCUGGCCUCAUCGAUGCCGAUGACUUUGUCGAUGUCGUUGUCGCCUCGCUCGACGAGGACGCUCUUGUGUGGAUCGCCAACGACGGCUUCGGGGACUUUACCUCUUCACUGCUCAACGUCCUCUCUCCGGGCAUCGCCAAUAUGCAGGGUCUUGCCAUCCACGACAUGGACGGUGAUGGUGCCAUCGACCUCGUCGGCGCCGGAGCCAUCGGCCCAGCCGCCGUCCGCAUCUGGUACGCCGCAUCGCCCGGCUCCUUCCCCGAGUCGACCUCCAUCGAACUCGCCACUGGUUACGAUGGCUCCAACUCGGUCGAGCUUGUUGAUCUCACCCGCAACAACAGGGCUGAUGUCCUCGUUGCCGCCCCACAGGCCAACACCGUCUUCUAUGUCCCUCACAUUGGAAACCGCACCUUUGCCCCACCGAUCGUCGUCGCCAGCGACGUCGGCAACGCCGUCUGCACCCGUGCUGCCGAUCUCACUGGAGAUGGUGCUUCCGACGUUGUCGUCGCCGUCGCCGCCGAGGGUGCCGUCGUUUACUUUGUCAACAACGGCGCGGGCGGCUUUGACUCGGCUGCUCGCGUCACCAUCGCCACAGACACUGCUCAGGUCUGGUGGAUUGCUCUCGGCGACAUCAACGCAGACGGCGCAGUUGACGUUGUCUCGGCCUCGGCUACCUCGGGCCUCAUCGCCUGGCACGUCAACCUUGGCCGCGGCUCGUUUGCCGCCGGCUCACAAACCAUCGACACAUCGCUCACCAACGCCCGCUUCAUCGGCCUCGAAGACCUCGAUCGCGAUGGUACGCCCGAUGUCUUUGUCGCUGCAGACUCGGCGGCCACCGUCGCAUGGUACGCCAACAACGGGUCAGCCGUCGCCGUUGCCGCCUCCUCCGUCACCAUCACCACCGUCGCCAAGCGGGCAAAAUCCAUCGCCCUCGCAGACUUUAAUCUCGACGGCACCGUCGACGCCGCCAUCGCUUCCACCUCGGACGAUCUCUUUGCCCUCUACCCGAACGCCGGCCACGGCUCUUUUGCCCUCGCCACCAAGACCAACGUCCUAACCUCGCUUGACGGGCCCAUUGCCGUCGUCGCCGCCGACCUCAACGCCGACGGCCUGCCCGACAUGAUCUGCAUCGCCGGCGACGGGCUUGCUGUUGUCAUGCUCAACAACCCGAUCUCACCCGGCACCUUUGCCUCGUCGCCUGCUCUUCGCACAGAUCUCUGCACUACCUGCCCCACCCCUCUCGCCGCAGCCGCUGGCGACCUCGACAGCGACGGCCAUCUCGACGUAGUCCUCGCCACCUCGGGCAGCCCCUCGCUCCUUGCCUUUUACAACACUGGAGGCAGCGCCAGCUUUCCAGCCGGCGCCAUCGCACUCGCCACGGGCCUCGGUGCGGUCCAGGACCUGGUCAUUGCAGACAUCAACGGCGAUGCCCGCACUGACAUCGUCUACGUCUCGUCGUCGACGUCAACCAUAGCCUAUCUCCCGGGCAUUGGAAACGGCUCCUUCGCUCCCAUCCCCAUCCCCAUUGCCGCAUCGGGCGUUUCCAACGUCCAAGCGCUGCAGCUUGCUGAUCUCGACGCCAACGGUUCGCUCGACGUCAUUGCCGCCCUUGGCUCUUCGAUGGCGCUUGUCUGGAUCCGCUCCACAAGCCCAGGCUCCUUUGCGCCUCCCGCCACGCUUGCCACCGGGGCAGCGUUCUCCUCGAUUGCCGUAGGUGACAUCAACCACGACGGCGUGCUCGAUGUGGUGUACGCGGCCCACAACUCAGACGAGGCUGGGUGGAUCCGCGGGACUAGCCCGGGUGUCUUUGACCCCGCCCGUAUCCCGUUUCCAGAGCCGGCGCCACUUGCCUCAGACGUCGUCAUCGCCGACAUCAACGCCGAUGGCCUCCGCGACGUCGUCGUCUCCUCUGCCGAGGACUACACAGUCCGCGCCUUUAUCGCAGCCGCCCACAUGGGCUCCUCGCCUGCGCAUCCGACCAUCGACUACCCUCCCGCCCGCAUCAGCCCGCGCCCUGUUUAUGGCGCUGCCAGCUACGCGCAUCUCAACACCCUCGCUGCCACGCUCCGCACCGCAUCCACAUGCUGGCCGCAGCGCGUACAUGUCGCCGCCCAAGCACCGCAGCUCUCAGGCUGCUCAACUGCGGCCCUCAUUCCCAUCCCAGUCGCAGCCCGAUGGACCAUCGCUGCUCCACUGGACGCGCCACUCGCGAUCGACUGCCACGGCGGCGUCCUCUUUGCCGUCCACGGCGAGCUCACCCUUGAGAACCUGGUCAUCACCCGCACCGGAUCAGGGACAGCGGCCGAUGCCAGCUCUGGCUUGCUUGUUCAUGGCGGUCUUCUUACGCUCCGCAACGCGACCAUCACCGACAGCACUGGGUCUAGUGAUGGAGGCGCUGUUCGCAUCUUGGCGUCAGGCUCUCUCAUCGCCAGCUCCUCCACAUUUGCCCGCAACACAGCAGCAGGCUCUGGAGGCGCGCUCGCGGUUGACGCACACGCAGAUCGUGUGACGCUGAAUGAUGUGACCUUCGUCGACAACUUGGCCGGUCGCGAUGGUGGCGCCGUUGUCGCUGCUGGUGGCUCCAUUAUCGCCACCAACGUUGUUGUCGCGGGCAACUCGGCAGCAGGCUCUGGUGGUGGUGUAUGCGCCAUAGGCAGCGGCGGGCCGCCAUCGCUCACGAUCACGUUCGCCGGGCAUCUGUCAGCGAUCCGAAGCAAUGUCGCUGGCGGAUCUGGCGGCGGCCUGGCGGUAUCUGGCGCCGCCAACCUGACCAUGGCCGCCGGCCGCCUCGUGCUCAACGCUGCACGACUUGGCGGCGCCAUUGCGGUCACGCCGGCUCUCUACACGCUGCCGGCCUCGAUGGCUCAGCUGGAGGGACUCACCGGAGGACCAUGGCCGGCGCUCGCCAUUGGCUCGGACGUUCUCAUCGGCUCGCACACCGCCGACUACGGCGGGCUCAUCUUCGCCUGCGUACCGGGUUCGGCUCUGCCACGGCUCGCAUUCUCGGCGAUCGACGGCGACGCGCAGAUUACAGCCGCCGUCGGUGGUGGGUAUGGAUACGUUUGCCCGGACACGGGGCUAGCGUCGGCGAUGACGGCCGACGCGCCAACGAGCACGGUGUUCGCAGCGGAUGGCUACGGCUCGCUGGUCGCCUCGCCGCCGAUGACGGUGUCAGUCGCCGAGGCGUCGCUGCCGGCGGUUGCUGUUUCGGCACGGUCGUUCGGCGGCGGCACGAUCGUCGCUUAUGAUGCGCUUGGCACGGCCGUGGUCGAUCCCAGCCUGAAGGCGAAGCUUGCGGUUGUGGACACAGGUGUGCUUCGUGGCGCCGAGCUCGGUAUCGCUCUAGACGGACAGGGUGGGACUGGGAGCUUGGCGGGGAUCAGCCUCGGGCUCCCGCGGAGUGCCUUUGCGGCUGGCACCACAGUCAGCGGUGUGGUCGACAUUGCGCUAGGCAGAGCGGUGGGCUCUCUGACUAUCGAGAUCAGCGCGUGCCCACCGGGCGAGGGCCGAGUCUCGGGCACAAACGAUGUACUGGCGUGUGACGUGUGCGAGCCGGGCCUGUUUUCUCGAACGACAUCGACCGAGCCGUGCGAUGUUGUGCCCGAUUGCGCGGCAAAUCGCGUCCGGGGCGCGAGCGGCAGCAACGCCACGGUCGCGGCUUGCGUGUGCAUGCCUGGCUUUUACAAUCUCGCCCGAGAUGAGGCUGGGGCGUGCUUGGCAUGUCCAGAAGGCGCCGUUUGUGCCGGCGGCGACGCGCAGCCGCUAGCGGCAACGGGCUGGUUCCCAUCCGAGCAGCCGGAAGUGUUCCUAGCAUGCCCGGUAGCAAGUGCAUGUACCGGCGACGGCACCUGUCAGGCCGGUUACACGUCGCGGCUUUGCGCCGAGUGCGCGCGAGGAUACUAUCGGCUCGGCUCACGGUGCCUUCGAUGCCGUGCUGGGGCGAACAGUGCCGUCGUAGUGGCACUGGUAGUCGGAUGCCUGGCAGCGAUAGCGAUGAUGCUAGGCUUCAACCUCUCGACCUCGCUGCACUACAAGUUUGCGUCCGUCAUGAUCGGCUUUAACGCGCUGCAGAUUGCAGCGCUGUACGGACGGCUGGAUCUGGAAUGGGGCGAGGUGGCUCGUGCGGUCUUCUCGUUUGCCUCUUCGCUCAACAUCAACUUUGAGCUGACCUCGCCCGAAUGCGCGGCGUCUGCAAAUGCCGAUGUCUGGGUCCUCAAGUGGGCGCUCGCGCUUGCGCUUCCGAUCUUUGCGGCGCUUGCACUCGGCGCGGUCACGUGCUGCAUCUUUGUGCCGAUGCUGGCGUAUGGGCUGCUGGACAAUUUUGCCGCCUUUGAGGGCACCAACUGGAGCAUGCUGCGAUGGGCGGCGGGCCGGACGUGGUUCCAGAUCCUGGUCCUCAUCUACAUGCCGCUCUGCUCGGCGGCGCUCUCGGUCUUUGGCUGUGAGCAGGCGAGGGACGGGCGAUGGAUCCUAGCCGCGGAUCCGGCGCGAAGCUGUUACACAGCAUCGUGGAUGGGGCUUGCGGCCGUCGGCGGCAGCGCGGUGGGCGUGUAUGCGCUUGGCGUCCCGAUUUCAGUGUGGUACUUUCUCCGCAACCGGCGGCGAGUUCUCGACCGCGCCAUCUUCUCGCUGCGCUACGCCUUUCUGGUGGCGCGAUUCGAGAGCCGAUGGUGGUGGUUCGAGGUGGUGAUCAUGGCGCGCAAGGUCGGUGUCGUCGCCGCCUUUACCUUUGUAGCCGGCGAUGUCAACAAGGCGCACCUCGGCGCUCUGCUGCUGUUUGUGGCGACCGUCCAUCUUGCCGCGGCUCGGCCAUAUGGCGAAGAGCUGCACAACCGGAUUGCCAUCGGCGCAAUGAGUGGCGCGUUUGUUGUCUUGUUUGCCGGCACAGGCGGCGAAGCAACGAUGCGGACCGCGGGCGUCCUCGGCGGGCUGGCAAUCUGUCUCGGCGUCAUUGUCCUCGGCGUGGCUCUGGAUCUUCGACGGAUGGCAGCCGACGAGAAGGACGCGGAUGCCGAGUUCUACUCUCCCGGUAUGGUCCGCAUGGACUCGGGCGAGGCCAUUGUCAUCCAGUCGCCGCGAUCGUCGAUCGCUGACGUCGAGCUCACCACUAUGGUCGACGAUGAGUGCUCGGAUCACACCCGGGGCUCGCUCCUCGGGCCGCCAUCUCCGAUCAACACCAUCGUGUAACCGAGUAACACUAACUGCGG